Messenger RNA from Cynara cardunculus var. scolymus (artichoke), 1745 nucleotides. RefSeq lists its product as uncharacterized. Bases 54 to 1475 code for a protein of 473 amino acids. NCBI's taxonomy places the organism in Eukaryota, Viridiplantae, Streptophyta, Magnoliopsida, Asterales, Asteraceae. The record is from RefSeq and is a predicted model, not a curated record. Gene Ontology annotation, molecular function: protein binding. The transcript has a single exon.
UUACCUUUCCACCACCGUCCGCCAUUAAAAUUCCUUCAAGAUCAUAUACAAAAAUGGAGAAUAAUUACUCAUAUUCUUCAUACCCAGACUCCAACACCUCCACUCCUCGCUCCCGGGAAGUCGAUUGCGAAACCGCCUCGUACGAUGAACAAGUCGCCAACAACCCUAACCCUAAUAAUAAUAACAACGCUUCUUCCAAUUACAAGGUUAAACUUAUGUGUAGCUAUGGCGGUAAGAUACUUCCACGGCCACAUGAUAAUCAACUCACUUAUAUCGGUGGUGAUACCAAAAUCCUCACCGUGGAUCGUAACAUUAGGUACGGUUCGAUUUUACAUAAACUCAACUCGCUUUCCGAUUCGUCGGAUAUUUGUUUUAAAUACCAGUUGCCUGGGGAAGAUCUAGAUGCGUUGAUCUCGGUUACGAAUGAUGAAGAUUUGGAACAUAUGAUGACCGAAUAUGAUCGGAUUUUUCGUUCUUCCGCUAAGCCGGUGAGGCUUAGGUUGUUUAUGUUUUCUUUAUCUCCGGCGACUUUUGGUGGUGGUGGUGGUGGUGAGAGUAAGACGGAGCAGCAGUGGUUCGUUGAUGCGUUGAACGCCGUUCAGAUCUCGUCGGGGCAGUCUUCUUCGCCGGCGUCGGACAAUCCUGAUUAUCUCUUUGGAUUUGAUAAAGGAAAUGCGCCUGUAACGGCUCAGGCGAAGGUGCAGGAUGUCACCGCCGUUGUCGUGCCACAGGCAAACGUUUCAGAUACCACUCGUCCGGGAUCGGAGUGUGGUUCGGAGGAUAGUAAUAGCAAUCGUCACGUCGUCGGAGAUACGGUUGUUUCACCGACGGUGGAGAUUCAGAGACAGAUCCAGGAAUCUCAAAGAAUGCAGAUAGCCGCCAGUCAUGAACAAGCCAUUAACAUCGAUCCUAGGGCUUAUUACGGAGACUAUUACCCUCAGAAAAUUCAACCGGCUGCAGCCACCGGUCAACCACGGUAUUGGCAGGAACGACAUAUGACAACCGGUGGUUACCCGAUGUCAGUGGCCGGAAACGACUCUCCGGUUUAUCUAAUUCCAUCCUCGACUGGUGUUUAUCCGUCUCCAACUCCUCCGGCACAAGCUCCGCCGGCAGCUCAGACACUCCGACAGGCGACUGGUCAGGUCAGUCAAGGUCAGGCUUACUAUGGGAUGCAGAGGAUGGGUAAUCCACCUGAAUUCUACCGGGAACAACCUAUGUACAGCACAAUGAAUCAGCCCCCAAUUCAGCAAACCAAAGUUGGAACAUACCCAGAAGCAAUCGGAGUGGUGAGGCCACAGGCUGAGCUCGGGUAUGGUCAAGUUGGCAUUGACGCCACCGGCCGGCAGGUUUAUUAUACAACGUCACAGGGGAUGAACUCCCCCUAUCAACAGGUGAUGGCCCCAACUGAUGUGAGGCAAGGCCCUGGUUUGGUGGUCAACCCUGAGGGUAAGAUGGUUCUGAAUCCUAAUAAGUAAAGAUCAUCUCUUUUGCUUUUCUUGAUCAUGGUUAUUACAAUUUGGACAGCAUAAAUAACUAUAUAGGUGUAUGUGCCUCUUUGGUGUGCCUAUUUGUUCUUUAUUUUCCAUCUUUUUUUGUUGUAUAUACCCUUAUUUAUGUUUAUAUAUUCAACUUGAGACUCUACUCUUUCAGCAUUCAGUUGUUGCUUUCUUGAUGCAUAUAUCUACAUUAGGAGCAAUGAUAAAAGAUGGAGAGUCUUACUCGGUAAGUGAGAGGGACGACUCUUA